GCCCACUCUGCCCCAUUUACUCCCCUUCUACCACCUGUGAGUUACUUUGUGCUUCUCCAGACGUUUCAUUUUGUCAUUUUGUACUUCUCCCUGCAGGCAUUUUUUUUUUUCUACUCAACCUGUAACAGUUUUGGUCUGGUUGCCCAGCUCUCAUCUUGGCAGCAGCAGUCAAUCACUGACUUCUUGCAAACAGCUCCCACGACAGCUCCUCAGGCAGGAGGAUGGCUGGCGGCACUUACCCUCUGAAACUUGCACACACCAAAAAUAACAACCAGUGUAUCAGCAGAAUGAUUAAAAGAAAAAUGCUUUAAUUUCACUGCCAUGAACAGAAACAUCCAUUAUUCAACUCUUUACUCGGGAGUAAACAGAACAAAACCAAAUGCAGCUUGUUAGAAUGACAAGUUUUCCCUCUGUCUUUCACUCCUGCAAUCUUAUUUGGUGCAUAACCUGUUCAUGGCCAGCAUUUACAUUUUAAUGAUUUAUUAUACCACAAUGUGGUAACACAGACACAUGUCCAAGGCUGCCCCCGUGGAUGGGAAGCCCAACUGACCCUACUGCUGUCCUACAGCAGACAGUUUUGUUCUAGUGACAUGGAAAGAGGUUGUCUUAACACUAAACAGCUUAUUUAUAUCACAUAAAGUACAAUUUUGUACAGUACUUCACACCUUUUAAAAACCACAGUCUUGUAUUUAAUGUUCUCCAGUCAAUAAUCUCUGAUGUUGGCACAGACAGAUCAUCAAACAAAAUGCACAGCUCUUGCUUAGAUUGACCUGGUGUGGUGGGGCAAACAUAAUUUCUGGCUGUUUGGGAAGUGGGAAGUUAAAUUGUCUGUGUACAAGAUAAAGAAAAUGUUUUAGUGCUCAGGAGUCCUCUUCUUGUGCAGGUUUGGGAGAGGGGAGUCACAGCAUUGCAAACCCAGGACAAAGUUCAGCAUUGGCAUGUAUAUUUCCAGGACUGGAAUUCUAAAAUUAACUUCUUUCUGAUAAUCUUUGCUAGCAGUUCCCUUCACAAGGAGGCAGCUUAAGUUUUGCUUUAUUUUUGCCACAGGAAAGGACUUGAACAGGUCAAAAAGAGAGAUGGCUAGGUGUGUUUAUUUUUUUUUUUUCUUUUAAUGUACAAUCUCCAUUAAUAGGUUUUGUUACUUUUAGUUUUCAAAGUUCAAAAAUAUAAACUCUCUAAAGUGCAUAACUGUACUUACAUUUUAUAGAAACUAUCUAAAAUUCUAGCAGUAUACCAUGUAAACAGCAGUAACUAAGCAUCAGAAAAUGCUACAAUCUCAUCAGUUUAAAAAUAAAGUUCCCUACAUAUCAUUUAUCAAGACUCAUCAGGGGAAAAACCCAGCUGUUGGGGGUGUCUCAGGUUGCAAUGCAAGAGGUAACCAAAAGUAUCUACUCUAUUACCAACUGUUAAAACCAGGUGGGGCAGUGUUCUUUAUCUCUUCCAUGACCCAUCCCUCAGAACUCCCGGGGGGAUAUCUUCUGACUGAUAAAAUUACAUCCCCCCAUUGUGAGAUGUUCCACGCAGAGGGAGGAGCCAAGCAUUCCUGCCUGGAUAUAAUCUGAUAUUUGGAGCACUACAAGCAGCCUAUUUCCACUGGAUUCCCAGAGGAAGACCAGGCCUAUCUACACCACCACCGGACCUUCAGAGGAAAACACCCUUAUCCAGGAUCACUGUUUCAACAGAACCACAUCUGUCACUCCAGGAGGACUGCAGCCACCAUUCCAACUGGACUGCUACCAACACCCUGACCCACAGGGUGUCAGGUUGUAUUCUGACUCUGUCAGUGCUUUUGAACUCUUGCAUUUUAUUUUAAUUUUCCUAGUAACGUUUGUUCUGACUUGGGGUUUCCAACUGGUUUUCUUUCAAACUAUCACAGGGGGUUUGGUUUCUUUCCUUUUGUUCCUUUUUACUUACAGAAUUUUUUCCCAUCAAUUGCUAGGAAACAUUAACGACUGGCUUCUUCAGAAAAACAGGGUACUUAAGGAAAACAAAAGAAGUGGCCAAGCUCAGGGGAGGAGGGCAUCUGGUUGCACAUCUGUUAUCUGGGAGUUUCUCUCUGAGUUUCUCCCUGAGGGGCAGAGAUACCAUGAGGAUUGGGCAGGUAAAAGACAGGGCUGGGGCAGCUGCUAGCUCUGGGCUUCAGAGGACAGUCGGAGCUGCUGUUUGGGGAAGGGUAUUAGUUCCUGCUGCUGCUUCCACUGCUGCUUUCCCGGCUGCCUCUCCUGGCUCUGCUCUGGUCUGCUUUCGGUCUCACCUCAGCACCACCAUCAUGAACAAGAAGAAGAAGCUGUUCCUGGGCAUGCCCAUGCCCCUGGACUACCUGCCAGGACUGGGCCGUGGAGCCACAGGUUUCACCACCCGCUCUGAUAUUGGCCCUGCCCGCGAUGCCAGUGACCCCAUGGGCGACCAGCAUGUCCCGCCAGGCAAGAGAACUCUGGGGGACCAGAUGAAGAAGAACCAGAAGACAGCAGAUGAUGAUGAUGGAGGUUUGAAUGACACCAACUACGAUGAGUUCAAUGGCUACUCUGGGAGCCUGUUCUCAAGCGGCCCCUAUGAAAAAGAUUAUGAAGAAGCAGAUGCUGUUUAUGCAGCUUUGGAUAAGAGGAUGGAUGAACGCAGGAAAGAAAGGAGGGAACAACGAGAAAAAGAGGAAAUAGAAAAGUACUGUACAGAACGACCCAAAAUUCAACAGCAGUUCUCAGACUUGAAACGGAAAUUAGCGGAAGUUACUGAGGAGGAGUGGCUGAGUAUUCCCAAGGUUGGGGAUGCCAGGAACAAGCGGCAGAGGAAUCCUUGUUAUGAGAAGCUGACUCCUGUCCCUGACAGCUUCUUUGCAAAGCAUUUGCAGUCAGGGGAGAAUCACACUUCUAUAGACCCAUACCAGACACAAUUUGAUGGACUGAAUACUCCGUAUCCAGGGGGUUUGAAUACUCCAUACCUAGCAGGAAUGACACCAGGCUUGAUUAGACCUGGGACAAGUGUAAGGAAGACUGGCCAAGCCAGGAACACCUUGGUGGAUAUGAGGCUAAGCCAGGUGCCGGACUCGGUGAGUGGCCAGACUGUAGUGGACCCAAAAGGAUAUCUGACAGACUUGAAUUCUAUGAUUCCCACACACGGAGGAGAUAUCAAUGAUCUCAAAAAAGCCCGUUUGCUCCUGAAAUCUGUCCGAGAGACCAAUCCUUAUCAUCCACCAGCCUGGACAGCAUCAGCCCGACUGGAAGAGGUCACUGGCAAACUCCAGGUGACUCGAAACGUCAUCAUGAAAGGAGCAGAGAUGUGCCCUAAGAGUGAAGAUGUUUGGUUGGAAGCUGCUCAGCUUCAGCCAGGAGAUACAGCCAAGGCUGUUGUGGCCCAGGCCGUGCGGCACCUGCCACAGUCUGUGCGGAUCUAUAUCAGAGCAGCAGAGCUGGAGACAGACAUCCAUGCCAAGAAUCGUGUCCUUAGGAAAGCCCUUGAGCAUGUUCCAUACUUGGUGUGUUUGUGGAAAGCAGCUGUGGAGCUGGAGGAACCUGAGGAUGCCAGGAUCAUGCUGAGCCGGGCUGUGGAGUGCUGUCCAACCAGUGUUGAAUUGUGGCUGGCACUGGCAAGGCUGGAGAUGUAUGGGAACGCUCGUAAAGUCCUUAACAAAGCCUGGAAGAAUAUCCCAACAGAUCGUCACAUCUGGAUUACUGCUGCCAAACUGGAGGAAGCCAAUGGAAAUAGCCAGAUGGUAGAGAAAAUCAUUGACAGAGCCAUCACAUCUCUCAGGGCUAAAGGUCUGGAAAUCAAGGAGCAGUGAAUACAGGAUGCCGAGGAAUGUGAUAAAGCUGGAAGUGUGGCCACAUGCCAGGCAAUUGUGAGAGCUGUGAUUGGGAUUGGGAUCAAGGAAAAAGAUCAGAAACACACCUGGAUGGAAGAUGCAGACAGUUGUGUUGCUCAUAAUGCCCUGGAGUGUGCCCGAGCCAUUUAUGCCUAUGCCUUGCAAGUCUUCCCUAGCAAGAAGAGUGUGUGGCUGCGAGCAGCCUACUUUGAAAAGAACCACGGAACCAGGGAAUCCUUGGAGGCUAUUUUCAGAGCUGUUGUUCACUGUCCGAAAGCAGAGGUGCUGUGGCUCAUGGGAGCCAAAUCCAAGUGGCUGGCGGGAGAUGUGCCAGCAGCCAGAAGCAUCUUGGCCCUGGCUUUCCAGGCUAACCCCAACAGCGAGGAGAUCUGGCUGGCUGCUGUGAAGCUUGAGUCAGAGAAUGGUGAGUAUGAAAGAGCGAGGAGGCUGCUGGCAAAGGCUCGCAGCAGUGUCCCCACAGCAAGGGUCUUCAUGAAGUCUGUGAAGUUGGAAUGGGUGCUUGGGAACAUUGCUGCAGCCCAGGAGCUCUGUGAGGAAGCCCUGAAGCACUGUGGGCUUCCCAAACUGUGGAUGAUGAAAGGACAAACUGAAGAACAAAAAGAGCUGGUAGAGAAAGCAGGGGAGGUUUAUAAUCAAGGGUUGAAGAAGUGCCCCCAUUCCAUACCCCUGUGGCUUUUGCUGUCCAGACUGGAGGAGAAAGUCGGGCAGCUGACUAGAGCAAGAGCUGUCUUGGAAAAGUUUCGCCUGAAAAAUCCAAAGAAUCCAGACCUCUGGUUGGAGUCUGUACACUUGGAGUACCGAGAUGGGCUGAAGAACAUUGCUAAUAGUCUGAUGGCCAAGGCCCUGCAAGAGUGCCCCAAUUCAGGAAUCCUGUGGUCAGAAGCAAUUUUCCUUGAAGCCCGACAGCAAAGAAAGACCAAGAGUAUGGAUGCUCUCAAGAAGUGUGAACAUGACCCAUAUGUCCUGCUGGCUGUGUCCAAGCUGUUCUGGAGUGAGCAUAAAAUAACCAAGGCCAGGGAGUGGUUCCACCGCACAAAGACAGACUCUGACCUGGGGGAUGCCUGGGCCUUCUUUUACAAAUUUAAGUUCCAGCAUGGCACAAAGGAACAACAAGAAGAGGUGAGGAAGUGCUGUGAGAAUGCUGAACCUCACCACGGAGAGCUCUGGCAUGGUGUCUCCAAGGACAUAGAGAACUGGCAGAAAAAGACUGGAGAGAUUCUUCCGCUUGUGGCAGCCAAGCUGCCAAGCUGAAAAAUACAUUCUAGAGUGUGCUGGCCUCAGCUGCCUCAGAGGUCGCUGUAGGACUUAACCUGCCCUUUCAGUGACACAGAUUUUGAAGGACAGUGUUGAGGGUUAGGUUUCUUUCCUUUUGUUCCUUUUUACUUAUAGAAUUUUUUCCCAUAAAUUGCCAGAAAACAUUAAUGACUGAGUACUUAAGAAAAACAAAAGAAGUGGCCAAGCUAAGGGGAGGAGGGCAUCUGGUUGCAUUAUCUGGGAGACUCUCUCCUGGGGGAGAGAUACUGUGAGAAUUGGGCAGGUAACGGUUGGGGCUGAGGCAGCUGCUGGCUAGCUCUCUCUUUUGGCUUUGGAGGAUGAUGGUUGGAGCUGCUGCUUGGGGAAGGGAAUUUGCUGCUGCCGCCGGAGCCCAGCCCAGAGCUGCUUCUUCUGCCAUGGGGUGAGCCUCUGCUUGUGAGAGCAGCCACUGAACUGAGACCUUAUUAACACUGACCUCACUAAAAGAAGGACCUAUCCCCAUCUGCUUAGGUGCCCAGGAUCCUGAGUUCACCUCUCUCUGCCCAGCUGGGAGCUGGGCCACCUCUGUCCCACCCUCGCUGCUUCUUGGGCACUGCUCCAAGCUUUCACUGCACUGUAGUCCCGCACGCCCUGCCUGCCAAGAUAUCUGGUUCCAGCCACAGCUCCACAAUAUCUUAUAUAUCCUCUGCCACCCUGGGAUUUUUGCUCAUUCCUGCUAGCCCAGCUUACUGCUUCUGAGAGUCCUACUGGGGAACUGGGAUCAACUGCCCUGGGGGUUUCUGAAGGCUUCCCUUCAAAGCACUUUUUGAUCCAGUUAAGACACCCCAAGGAUCAGAGGAGAUCCCAUCUCAGGAGAUGGGAACUCAGCAUCUCUGAAAAGCCAAGCCCUAGGUCACCACACAAGUCCUCUGGACUGUUUGGAAAUACAAAAUUCAGUCUUUGCUGGUUUUAUAUGGAACAGUCAGUUCUGCAAUUAAUAAAAAACCAAACCAAGCUGUGAGCGCCCAUCCCAAGUGCUUUCACUAACACAUCUCUGCAUUGCCCCAUGUCCUGGGGUGACUUUAUGAUGCUUGUAUCCCCACUCAUCUGUUCUGUUUAUGCUGGGUAUUAAGUUCCACACCUUUAAGGCUGGUUCUGAGAGCGAAGGGGGCGGCAGGAGAAGUGCAAUGUUUGUUAUCAGAAGCUGCACUGGCUGCCCCACAUCCCGGUCCUGGACUGUGCUGGCUGCAGAACGGAUGGGGGACAGAGCUCUCUUUUGCCUUUUAGUUAGUUUUUAGCUAGCUGAAUUUCCUGGACUGUGGCUUUUCCUUUUCCUGGAACUGUUCAAAACUGCUUUGGACCAAAAUCUGAGAAGAACACCAGGAGUUCACGCCUGUGGCCCACUGGGGCUGGGAUGCUGCAUUCCAGUGCCAGAAGGACUGGGAGACAUGCAGCGAGCUGAGCUACACUCCCCAGAAAGAACUUUCUGAAUUUGCCAUCAGUUCAGAACAACAAGAGGUUUUAUUGUUUGGUAUUGUUCAUUUUUCAUGUUGUUGGUGCUUUACUUGUUAAAUAAACAGUUUUUUCCACUUUUCACCAAGGAAAUCUUUUCCCGAACCAGUUGGGGCAAUUUGCCCUAAACCAGGACACCCACCCUGCCUAGCAAAGGGCACGUGCAGCCCAUGACCACCUUUGGAAGAGUUCAAGGGAGCCUGAAGAGACCAAAAUAGAAGCAAUUUUGGCAAGAACACGCAAAGCACAAAGUACCCUUACGUAAGUACCACAAACUAAAUACAACUAUUUGUGAACCCACUUGCCCUUAAUAAAGAAGGAAGGGGGAGAAGUUGUUCUGGGAGUCCUUUUGGCUCCUCUGGUGUGACAUGCAUGAGGCCUGGCUACAACCAACACUGGAUUUCAUCUUGGUUAUUUGGCUUCUGUACAUUGGCAACGAUCCCCUGGGGAGCUGAAGAAAGCACUACAGAAGUGCCCUCCCUUGGGUAUCAGGGUGGAGCCUGGCUCAGGGCAGACCAAGGGGUGCACAUAAGCCUCUGGCGUGGGAGAGUGAGCCCAGGUGUCCCAGGAUGGCAGAACUGUGAGCCCUCAGUGACUUGGUGUCCCUGAAUUUGGGGCCUUGCUCUCCUUCAGGCAGCACCUGUGUGACAUGAGCACCUUGUUGGGGGUUAGGUUUCUUUCCUUUCGUUCCUUACCUAUAGAAUUUUUCCCAGAAGUUGCUAAGAAACAUUAACUACUGGGUACUUACGGGCACUUAAGAAAAACAAAGAAGUGGCCAAGCUCAGGUAUCUGGUAGCACUUCUCUCAUCC
Molecule: messenger RNA, 7375 nt
Organism: Haemorhous mexicanus (house finch)
Lineage: Eukaryota; Metazoa; Chordata; Aves; Passeriformes; Fringillidae
Product: pre-mRNA-processing factor 6-like
Biological process (GO): mRNA splicing, via spliceosome; spliceosomal tri-snRNP complex assembly
Cellular component (GO): U4/U6 x U5 tri-snRNP complex; catalytic step 2 spliceosome
Molecular function (GO): protein binding
Source: RefSeq, a predicted model, not a curated record